Messenger RNA from Sipha flava (yellow sugarcane aphid), 3453 nucleotides. RefSeq names its product MTSS1-like protein. The transcript has 14 exons. Gene Ontology annotation, cellular component: cytoplasmic side of plasma membrane; actin cytoskeleton. The record is from RefSeq and is a predicted model, not a curated record. Bases 502 to 2766 code for a protein of 754 amino acids. Gene Ontology annotation, molecular function: phospholipid binding; actin binding. NCBI's taxonomy places the organism in Eukaryota, Metazoa, Arthropoda, Insecta, Hemiptera, Aphididae. Gene Ontology annotation, biological process: cell projection assembly; plasma membrane organization.
UGUUUACACAUUUACGCCACACGCACUCGCGCUCACAUAGACUCGAACGUCGUCGUACUAAACGGUGGCGACGUCUUCGAUUCUGUCCGCAGUCCUUGUUCGUGUUGGUCGUGUAGUGUACGGUUGUCAUCCGUGGUAUUGCACGCAUUGUGCGGUGAGGAGAAACACAAUAGAAGGGAACCGAGUAAGGAACAUACGGUAUCUGUAAUUGUUUCUUUUUUUUCGUUUUAUUUUCGUUUUCAUUUUCCCCGCGCAAUACAUUAAUUAUAAUUUAAUCCGACGAGUUAAGUACGAAUAUUCCGCGACAAUGAACAGCCGUCGUGUUGGCGAUAUUAUCUCCAAUUGCUGUAGUCUCCGUGAAUAAGUCGUAACGGGAUAGUAAAAUACAAUAUAUUUUCGUUGUUAUUGCCCGUUUGCGUUUGUGCGCUAGUGGUGUUUGUGUUUUCGUGUGACCAUUGUGUUUGCGAUUGUGAGUGUGUGUGAGGACAGCGCACGCACGAGAUGGAAGGUAACGGGGUCGGCAAAGAUUGCAAUGCCCUCGGCGGACUGUUCCAGCAGAUCGUCAUGGACCUGAAGAAUGGAACUCCAUUAUGGGAAGAUUUCAUGGCAAAAGCUACAAAACUUCAUACUUGUCUUCGAGCAACUAUUCAUGCCAUUGGAAUUUAUCUUGAUGCUUUUCAAAAAAUUGCUGAUGCUGCUACCAAUGCUAGAGGAGCUACUAAAGAAAUUGGAACUGCGUUGACCAGAAUGUGCCUUCGUCAUAGAGCUGUCGAAGCUAGAAUGAAAACAUUUUCAAGUGCAAUAAUGGACUGUCUGGUGGUUCCGCUUCAAGAGAAACUAGAAGAUUGGAAGAAGACUAUUGUCAAUUUGGACAAAGAGCAUGCCAAAGAAUAUAAAAAAGCAAGGGCUGAAUUAAAAAAACGGUCUACGGAUACAUUGCGUUUGCAAAAGAAAGCACGAAAAGGUUCAAAAAUGAAUGAAUUACAUAAAGCAUUGCAAGACGUUUCGGACAGAAAAGCUGUUCUGGAAGAAACAGAAAAGAGAGCUGUGCGCGAAGCGUUGAUUGAAGAACGAAGUCGUUAUUGUAUUUUUGUUACUUUUUUAAAACCAGUACUUGAAGAAGAAGUGGCCAUGCUAAUGGAAUUGUCCCAUUUACAAGAAGUUAUGGAUAAAUUAGAAGUGCACACUGCUGAACCAUAUUCAUUACCACCUGCUAGUGAACAGGUGUUGGUAGACUAUAAAGGUAGUGAUAUGUCAUGGACACAUCAAACACCUCCAGGCAGUCCCAGUUCGUUGGGUUCACGUAAGUCUAGUAUGUGUUCUAUCAACUCAAUAAACAGCUGGUCUAGUGGCAGCACACAUUCACCAAGUCAUCAAUACUGGAGCCGCUCAUUGCUUCAGCCAGUAUCAAAUGAACUGCGUUGUAAAGGACCUUUACCUCCUAGUAGAUUAUGCAGUGCUUCAUCCCAUGAUUCAGGUUUUACAUCCCAAGAUGCAUUAUAUACAAAACAACAAUCAUAUAAGAUGGCGCCUAACUCUUCUGAUUCCAAUAGUAGCAGUGCGGAAAGUAGUACACCAUCUACACCAUUUGCUAGUUCUGAGGGAGGAUGUGGUACAUGGCCAAAUGCUCAGGAAACAUUGCAAUUUGAACGUGCCGCAUCAGCUAUUAUGAAUGAUGCAAGGCCACAUACAAUAUCAGGUGGUGCCCAUUAUCAACGGCCAGCACUAAGUGCAUAUACAUUUCAACCUGAUUCUUCUGUUGAUAAAACUCCUGUUGUUUCACCACAAGAUGAUUAUGCUCGUGUACCCGAUGUUCCAUCCAGAGAUAUGCAUAAGAGUUAUAAACCAACUUCAUUAAAAACAAUUGAAUAUAUUCAGCCCACAUAUGUCAAUAUGCAUGAAUUGGCUAGUAUGGCUGCCAACAAAGCUCAAGAAAGAAAUGCACAACACAGUGAAUCUUCAUCAAAUUCGAAUUUGAAAAUUGAUGGUGAUAGAAAGGAGAGUACCAGUGAAAGUUCUCUAGAAUCUUCAAGUGGUUAUAGUAGCCAAACUGCAUUAUCAACUGCAGCUCCCGAUGAAGAAGUGGAAAAUACACUUUUGAAGUACUGCACAUUGAAUAAUCGAAAUAGUAGUUCCAUCAAAGAACGCAUAAGGCCUGCAUCUACAUUGGGUUAUUCCAGUCUCAAAAGUGGUACUCUUUGUCGUCGUUCUUCAAUUCAAAAUAACAAGCCACCUCCACCAAUACGACGUACACCAUCCAUCCUCAACAAUUCAGUACAUAAUCUACCUCCUCCACCACCCUUUUUGUUAGAUAUAGCUACUGAACAACACCAACAAAAUCGUUCACAAAUUUCUUUAAGUUCAGAAAAAGUGUAUGCUGAACCAUUGACACAUCAACGAAAAUCAUCUGGUGGUAAUGUGGCUGAAACGGUUCGUAAUCUAACACAGCUCAAUCACACACCUGCAAGUCCAAUUUUGUUACGCCGAACACCUAGUAAUCGUUCUACUAGUGCUGAUCGCUGUAAUAGUCGUUCAUCUGAGCCAGUCACUGGGUUUAUAGCUGCAUUGGGUUCUAGGCUAUUACAGCAGCAGCCUAGAACAACUAGUGAAUCUCCAAAAUCUACCAGACGUUGGAUUGCUCCAUCCAGACAUUCUGUAGUUGAUCCAGCCACAUGCCAUGAUUCAUUGAUGGAACAGAUUAGGAAAGGUAUGGUGUUGAGAAGAACUAUUACGGUCAAUGAUAGAUCAGCACCUAAAACCAAUUAAUAGUAAUACAAAUAUUAUUUUUCUAUCAGUAGUUAAUUUUCAUGAUUUUUUUUUUUUUUUUAUAAUAUCUAAACAAUUUAUUUUAUAGAAAGUUCUAAUAUAUUCAUAAUUUAAAUAUUUAAAUAGUUAUUAAAUUUGGACGAAUCUAAACAUUAUUAACCCCAAAAUCUGAAUUUCAUGUUAACAUUAUUAAUCUAAUAGUUGUUUUGUGUUUCAAUAUCUAUUUUAUCAUCAAGUAUAAAUAUUAAAAACGUUCAAAUCACUAAUUAAGUGGUUUUUUUCUUCUUAUUUCAUGUAUUUGUUGAUUGACAAAAGUGUUCGACUGUUGUUUAUACCUAAUAAAUAAACUCCAUCAAUUCUUGUAGAGAGAAUUAGAACUUGAGUUAUGUAUAUUUUUUUCAUUCCAAGCAAGUAUAUAUUUUACCAAUACAUUCCUUAGUUCUUGAUUAAACGUAUAACUGAUCUUCGAUGAAUAAAAAAGAAUCUCGUUUUUGGCAUAUCAGAAUUAUUCCAAAAGUCUAUAAUUUUAGAUAUCAUUCCAUCUCCUGAUCUAUUAUAUGUCUACAAUUGUUUCUCUUGAUAAAAUAAAUUAUGUUAAUACAUUAUAUUCACUUUAUACUUCAUUCUAAUAUUCUAUAUUAAAUUAAAAACAAUUAUUAUUAUUAUAUAACAACAAAGUCAAUUUGA